This is a messenger RNA of Babjeviella inositovora NRRL Y-12698, 2284 nucleotides long. RefSeq names its product carnitine:acyl carnitine antiporter (gene CRC1). Gene Ontology annotation, cellular component: mitochondrial envelope. The transcript is spliced from 2 exons. Gene Ontology annotation, molecular function: O-acyl-L-carnitine transmembrane transporter activity. NCBI's taxonomy places the organism in Eukaryota, Fungi, Ascomycota, Pichiomycetes, Serinales. Bases 397 to 1917 code for a protein of 506 amino acids. The record is from RefSeq and is a predicted model, not a curated record. Gene Ontology annotation, biological process: mitochondrial transport; carnitine transmembrane transport.
CUGGAAUAAAUGGUUUGUGCUGGGGCUCCGUCGAUAGAGACUAGGCUAUUCGCGUGCCGGUUUACUAGUAGUUCUCCGACAUGCAUAUCCCUCUUUUCUAGACGUGUAGAAAGCCCGUGCAUGAAGUGUGUCUUAGCAUGCGCUUGGCGGGGCUGAAACGAUGGCCGUGUCGUAGCUACCGGCCUAACUCUGAUCUAUAAGCCCUGGUUGAGUUCGAUCCAAGCCCUCUAAAUCCUGUCAAAACGCUUAACGUUGAAUGGGGUACACUUAGUUGUGAUUGCUACACUAUUGAAAAUCUCUGGACAUCCUCUUUUCCCAAGCACGCUUUUUGUGGUUUAAUCCCACUAUUCCAGAAUAAUCUCAUUUCCGUAACCUCAAACAUCAUCUGUUUCUACAAUGAGACACAAGAGAACGACAAGGGCUGGUACUAAAAUGGUGGAAACUCCGCAGUCGACAGCCUCUUCUUCCGUUUUGCAACAGGAGUCGCCCAACCCAGAACAUUUCGACCGCCUACCCCCACGGGUCAUCCCCAAUGCCACUCCAUCUACCCCUUCCCCCUACCAGGCCGCUUCUAAACCCUCCCUGGUACUUUCCGUGGCACAACUUUCGUCCAACAAUCAGGACGAAGGGGAUAUUAUCCGCCACAGACCAACUUCCGAUGCUGUAGCCCUUCAGAUACAACAGGAAAUCACCAAACAAGAGCAGCUACGGAAUGAGAACUUGAAGCUUUCCAUUGAGCUCGCCCAGCUAGCACAGUUGCUUAGGAUCAGCCCGGAAAUGAUUCCCUCUUUGUUUGCUGAGCACCACAAGAAACAGGGAGCAGCCCAGACGGCGAACGAGAACCGUGACCCCGAAGAACCUACCAAGGCAGCUACACUUAUAGACGUAGUUACUCGAACGUAUCCAGAUUCGAAUACCGCAUAUUUCCUCUUAUCCAUUGCCAACACCCCUAUUGACAUUAUCCCUAUUACCACUUACAUUCCCUUUGUCAUGUCCACUGAAAUUGUCUCUCCAGACGUGGCUGUCGCUACGAUUUCCUCAGACCUGAGCGCUAUUGGGUCAGCAGCUACCACCACCGACUCGCUUCUCGUGUCCAACAUCAAAUCCUUUGGUUCGGGUGCGUUCGGUGGGGUCUGUGCGCUCUUGACCGGGCACCCGUUCGACCUCGUCAAGGUACAGCUCCAGACGGGCCAACACCCUUCUGCCUCGGCGGCGGUGCGUGCGACGCUCGCAGCCAGCGGCCCGCUCGGGCUCUACCGCGGGGUGAUUCCGCCGCUUGUUGGGGUUACUCCUAUCUUUGCCGUCUCUUUCUGGGGGUACGAUGUGGGUAAGAACCUCGUGUCCUGGGCCACAAACAAGAAUGCAGGUGAGGCCCUUUCCACGGCCGAGAUUUCCGCGGCGGGUUUCUUUUCCGCCAUUCCAACCACCGGGUUGACUGCGCCGUUUGAACGUAUCAAGGUGGUUUUACAGACCUCCAAGACACAGACCCUGAUGUUCGGGGCUACGCGCGAGAUCUUGCGCGCGGGUGGGUUGCCUUCGCUCUUCAAGGGCUCUGUCGCGACACUCGCACGUGACGGUCCGGGGUCUGCGGUCUACUUUGCGACGUACGAGAUUCUCAAGAAGAAGUGGUCGCCUGAAAAUGGGGAUCUCUCGCUUGUGGCGGUUAUGGGUGCUGGUGGGUUCGCCGGUGUGGCCAUGUGGAUGACUAUCUACCCGUUCGACACGAUCAAGUCCAGACAGCAGGCGUCGCUGGUGAAGAUGUCGAUUUCGGAGGUGUCGCGCGGGAUUUACAAGACCUCGGGCAUCAAGGGCUUUUUCCCAGGUCUUGGCCCGGCGUUGUGCCGUUCGUUCCCGGCCAACGCCGCGUGUUUCUUAGGUGUUGAGGUGGCGAAGAGCGCCUUUAACAAGGUGUUGUAGAGACUGGUUUGAACAACCGGCGUUAGAAUUGCUGGAUAUUGGUAGAGACUGAAGGGCUGGGGUUUCCCGAUGCUUGGUGGAUGCUGCUUGGCCUGCUUUUAUAUUUCCCAAUUUGCUAUACAUUUUCGUGCUUGCUAAUCUUUGGUAAUGCCAGGCUGAGCUAAGUCCUCCGUUGCAGUGCUGCUAGAGUUAACAUAAUAUAUAAUUUAGGUCGAUUAGAAAUGGUCAAAUAAUAUUAGAGAUAUUCAAACGACGACGAGAAUGUCUCCCAACCGAACUCUAAGCGAUCUGGAAAUUUUUAACCAAUACCCUCAAACCUUUGAAUAUUAAAUUUAGUUUGAGCCAACCUUUAGCUAUCAAAAAAAAG